This is a messenger RNA of Maylandia zebra (zebra mbuna), 1288 nucleotides long. The record is from RefSeq and is a predicted model, not a curated record. NCBI's taxonomy places the organism in Eukaryota, Metazoa, Chordata, Actinopteri, Cichliformes, Cichlidae.
AUGUGAAAAUGUUCAUGCCAUAAUCCCUCCCAUGUUUCCGUGUGGCACUGUGGAGUAAUGCACAAUUCUUCCAAACACGGACAAAAUAUGUAGAGGGAGAUUUGUUACAAGGUGUGUUGUAAUCCCAGAACAGUGAAGAUUACAUAACAGAAGAGCUUCACAGCUCGUCAGGCAGCAAGUGGACACUGAAGAGUGUGUGCGCCUUAUCAGAAGGAAAACUGUUCUCUGCACCUGAGAUAAAGGAUCGUAUAAAAGAAGAGCGAGCGCUCCCUGAGGUCUCCGACUUCUUAGACAUUUGAACCUAGACAGGAGACGUGUGAGAAUGGCAGGAGAGGACAAAAGGAGAGAUGAACGAACUGCUGGAGGAUCAGAAGGAAAGCAAAACAGGAUGGAGCCCGAGGCUGACGACCAGCGAGUGGAGCGAGGCCCAAAGAAGCGUGGCGUGCUGCCCAAACGACUGCUGAUAAUGUCGUCUGUGGCUGUUGUGCUCAUCGUGCUGCUGACUGUCAUCGUUGUACCUGUUGUGCUGCUCACUAAGACGCCAGCUCCGUCUUCUGCCUCGUUCUCUGGUGGAGACAUGCUGGAGUACUUGGUGCAGACGGGGAACAUCAGUGAAGCGGACGGCCUUUUGGCUACGUGGUUUCACCGAGCCAACAGCAAGGAGGACAUGUACAAAGCGCUCAUGGGUGACACCAUGAUCUUGGAAGCUGACGUCACUCUCAUGGGUUAUGGGACCCCUGAUGAAAAGCCAGUGCCGAUCAUGGCACACCCUCCCGACAUAUAUAGUGACAACACUCUCGACGAAUGGUUAGAUGCUGUACUGGCUUCUGGAAAAGGCAUCAAGUUGGACUUUAAGGCUCUGGAAUCAGUGGGUUUGUCACUGGACCUGCUUAAACAAAAGGAAAGCAACAAGGGAAUAAACAGACCUGUGUGGCUGAAUGCAGACAUCCUCAGAGGCCCCAACGUCCCAAGCUUUGUAGCUCCAGUCAAUGGAAGCAGGUUUUUGGAACUCAUUCAGGACAAGUUUCCAGAUGUGACUUUGUCUCCUGGGUGGAAGGUCCUCUAUAUUCACCAGCUCACAAACGAAACCUACUCCAGAGCCACGGUGGAAGAAAUGUACAACAUGAUCAAAGACGUACCUCAAAGGGUGACGUUCCCAGUCCACGCCAAACAAAAUCGCUCUGACAGCAGCAGUCAGCGCCUCAGUCUACGCUCAGAUCACGAGACAGAGCAGCGACAAACCGCCGCGUCCGCUGCAGUUCAGAUGGAAACACAUGAAAUGAACUGA